AUGUCAACCGAAGACGCAAAGAAAAACGCCAGCUACGCCGCGGUGGACCAGAACCUCGACCCCUCGCACCAGGUGGUUGGGAUCGGGUCCGGCACCACAGUUGUGUAUGUUGUAGAGCGGCUGGCGCAGCUGGACACAGAGCGCCGGCUGGUGUGUGUGCCGACGAGUUUCCAGGCGCGCGAGCUGAUUCUCUCGCACGGGCUCCGUUUGGGCCGUGUGGACGAGUACGUGGAUAUAGACGUUGCUUUUGACGGGGCCGACGAAAUUGACAGCGACAUGAAUUUGAUCAAAGGAGGCGGCGCGUGCAUGUUUCUGGAGAAACUAGUUGCCUCGUGUGCGCGCCGAUUUAUCGUGGUUGCCGACCAUCGCAAGAGCAGCGUAGCACUGAGCAAGGGAGUGCCGAUUGAGGUUGUUUCUGUUGCUCAGAAGCGGGUUUUCAUGGAGCUGGAGCGGCUCGGUGGCCGGCCGCGGCUGCGGGACGCUGGCGGCCGCAAGGCAGGGCCCGUGGUGACAGACCACGGGAAUUUGGUGGUUGACUGCGAGUUUGGCGAGAUCCGGCCGGGGCGCGUGGCAGAACUGGACGUGAGCAUCAAGGCGCUCGUCGGCGUCGUCGAGACAGGCUUUUUCCCCGGAAUGGCUCACAAAGCCUACAUCGGGCUCGCAGACGGCACGGUGCGUGUGCAGAAGCGGCGUGCUGCUCUGUAG
Messenger RNA from Ogataea angusta, 705 nucleotides. RefSeq lists its product as uncharacterized. The transcript has a single exon. Bases 1 to 705 code for a protein of 234 amino acids. Gene Ontology annotation, molecular function: ribose-5-phosphate isomerase activity. Gene Ontology annotation, biological process: pentose-phosphate shunt, non-oxidative branch; D-ribose metabolic process. Lineage: Eukaryota; Fungi; Ascomycota; Pichiomycetes; Pichiales; Pichiaceae. Gene Ontology annotation, cellular component: intracellular membrane-bounded organelle. The record is from RefSeq and is a predicted model, not a curated record.